AUGAUGAAGAAUAUUGUUACUUACCGAAUGGGAGGGGAUAAAAUUGAUCAGAAGAAGAAAGAGCGGGGGAGAGACAGUAGUGAGAGGAACCCCAUGGGAAAAGGCCAACCCACUCUGGAGAAGAAUAAUGAAAAAAAUUACACAUACAAGGGAGGAUGCAUCAAUCAGAGAAAGACCAUUUCUGGAGCGGAGGAGAUGAACCAAGAAAAUUUACUAUUGAAUAUGUUGAACGGUGGGGGUAGUACUAUGCCUAUCCGCCAUGAUGAUGGUACUUCACCUUUGCACACACACAAGAAUGGAAGAGACAAUGACAUAGACGGUUAUCCCACUCGCAAAGACAAAAAAGGAAAUGGUGAACUGUAUCAACAGAGCAUUAAAACAUAUUACGAGUUGUAUAACGUUAUAAAAUAUCACAACAUAGAUAGAGACCGAAGGAGGAAUAGACUCAUCCAUUUUUGUGAAGGGGUAAAAUUGAAGAGAUCAUCCAAAAUAAAUAAGCACAAUGGUGAUGUGAUGGAUGAAGAGAAAAGUAGGAGAGUUGCCCACUCGCCAUUUGGACAACGUCCAGUAAGUCAUCAGAAAGAUGAAAAGGAAGAUUCACUGGAAAACAUUCUAACCCUCGAAUGGAAGGAUGACCACUCCUCCAACUACAUCCUUGACCGUUGCAACGAGCAGUUACUGAAAAGGCAAGUAAAAAUACACCAAACGGAUUUCAUUGAAAUAGAUGAUAUAUUCGAUGAGGGAAAAUUAAGUUUUGUAAAAAACAGGAAAUUCUGUUUUUACAAAAAUGGGGAAAUGAAUAAGUUCUGCAGGGACAAGCAGGGGAGGAAGGUGGAGUCUCGGCGGAUAUCUCGAGAGAGUCAUCUGAACGGUGGAAAAGGAGCGCAGGUGAAGAGUAACAAGCGGGUAGAGGAGGAGGAGGAAGAAGAAGAAGAAGAGUACGAGGAGCAAGCGACAGAUAGUAGUCCACGCUGUGGGGGAGCGAAUACGUAUGAGUAUCCUCCCCAUCGGAAUGGGAACAUGGACGAGGGGAACAUGGAUGAGGGGAACAUGGAUGAGGGGAACAUGGACGAGGGGAACAUGGACGAGGGGAACAUGGACGAGGGGAACAUGGACGAGGGGAACAUGGACGAGGGGAACAUGGACGAGGGGAACAUGGACGAGGGGAACAUUGACGAAGAGAACAUUGACGAGGAGAACAUUGAGAGAGGGGACAUGCCCGGGGAGAGUCCCAUCGGAAUAGAAACCCUCCCUGAGUAUUCGCAUGAACGGAGAAGUGAUGAGUUUCCGGAGAUGCAAAUGGAAGGCAUAGGCAUGUCAGAUGGGCUGGAGGAAUUCAGUAAAGUAACUUCCUCUCCUCACGGUUUGAAAGAAGCCAAGCAGGGAGGAGAAAACUCAAAUGAGCAGAUGGAGUGGAGCGAGGUGGACAUUGACGGAGAGUUUGCCUUUGGCGAGGAGAAUGACGAAUUUCAAAAUGACAAGGGAAGUAGCCACCCAAAUGUGGAGGGAAAUGUGAAGGAGGAGGAUGGGUUUCUGUCAGAUCUCUACGUGGGGGAUACAAAGGAAGAUCCAAAAGAGGCUGGUGCAGAGGAGCAUCCAGAAGGGGAUGGGGAAUACGACUUGGACUGCGAGUUCGAAGAUGUGGAGGUGAAGGAGGCGCUUGACGAAGGACAAGAUGCCGACAGUUUGAUGAAUUUGUUGGCGGAGGAGAUGGUGGUGGGGGGCGAAGCCCCAGAAGGGGGAAACGUAGAAUUUGAAGAGGACGGACUGAUUGGCGAUUUUGAGGAGGAAGGAUUGGUUGAAGAAUUGGGGGAAGAUGGAUUGGUUGAUGAAUUGGGGGAGGAUGGAUUGGUUGAUGAAUUGGGGGAGGAUGGAUUGGUUGAUGAAUUGGGGGAGGAUGGAUUGGUUGAUGAAUUGGGGGAAGAUGGAUUAGUUGAUGAAUUGGGGGAGGAAGGAUUGGUUGAAGAAUUGGGGGAGGAUGGAUUAGUUGGCGAGUUUAUGCAGGAUGAACCACCUGCGGAGGGCUCAGAGUCAAAGGUGCACGAUCACGAUUUCGACACGGGGAGUUUUGCAAAAGUAAGCGACCUGUUCGACGACAUACAGGUGGAAGAUAUCGGAGCGGAGGAAGAAGGGGAAGACUCUCUGUUGAAAGAGCAGGAUGGAGUGAAGAUGGAGGAGGAAGGCGACUACGCUGAGGAGUACGACGGAAUGGCGAAGCAUGAGCAGGCCACGUUGCAUCAAAUCACGCCGAGGCAGAUUCAGCAGGACGGGGAGGAUGAUGGCCCUCUGCACGUGAACGUGGAGCAAGAUUUUAUCAAGGAUCUGGGCCUAACGAAGGAAAGGGAAAAUGUAACUUACAACGUGAUGAUGUACCCAUAUGAUCAUCCAUCUGGUGGACUGAAUGGGACGAACUACUCAGGGGUGCAGAGAAAUCUAACCUCCCGGGAAAACCAGUCGAAGAGAGAAAGUUACGACUUUUUCAAAAACAUUUAUCGUGAUUAUUUUAAUCAGUCCAACAGGUCCAAUCGGUCGAAUCGACUGAACCAAUCGGACCAGGCGAAUGAAGCCAGUCAGUUGAGUAACGAGGAGCUGCACCUCUUCGGUGCAGAUAUCACGAAGAAUUCCUAUCUGUAUAUUCUUGAAAAUUAUGCGAAUCUAUACAAAUAUAGUCACUUGAAUGUGUUGAACCCGCUUAGUUGUAAGGACUACACGGAUUAUGUUUUUAAGGGCAAACGAAUGGAGAGUGAAUUGAUAUAUGAUGAGCAGAUUAUCGACGAAGUUUUUAGAACCCAUGAUGAUGGAGGUUCUGAAGAAGUUGCGAAACGGGCGGGUACAACACGUCGUCACGGUACAAAUGUAUCUAAACAUGCAGAACGAUUGGUUUAUAAAAAUGGAAAGGAAGUUGAAGGGGAUAUCCAACGUGAUUUCAUCAUAAAGGGGGUUACAGGAUCUACCAAUCAAGGCGGGGAGGAGGAGUACCCCUCUGCAGUGGUACCAAGUGGUAGUAACGCAGAAAACAUGAUGAUGAAUCUCUACAAACGAAACCACAGUAACAACCAUGGGGAAAUCCCCUUCAUGAGGAAGACGAACGAAAUGUUUUACCUGAACAUGGGGGUUGAACCAUCCGGUUGGAACUACACAGGUGCUGAUGCAGGGACUGGUCCUGCGAAUGGACACCAUAUCUGCCUGGACAAUUUCACCAACAUAUGGGAUCACUUGUAUUCGAAGCGGAAGCAUUUCGAGGGAAGAGAAAAAAACAGCAUCUUACAAGAAAUAAAUAAGAAGCUAGCUAGCCAAAUACAAAGGAAUGAACAAAUUUCAUUUCUUCUGAAAAAUUUUUUUUUGAAACAUUCUCCUACGUCCAACCUGUUGCUCACAUCCCUCAUUUGUUCACCGGAUGAAUUUAAGCAGAUCUUCAAUCAGAAAUACGACUUUUCUCUUUUGAGGACACCCUCUAAUGACACCACAGAAGGGGAGAAUUUCACUUCCGUCUCGACUAAUGAUAUUGGUGAUUCAUUACACCAUGUGGAGAAGAGAGAAAAGACGGAGGAGUGGGUGGGUGCCCCCUUCGGAGUAACUCCCAUCGAAAUGAUCCCCUUCACAGUAACCCCAUUAAUCCAUUCAAACGAACAGACGAACAUUUUUAUUCAAAAUAAAGAACGGAGACUUGAAUGCAUCGAGAGUAUUUUGAGUAAGAGUAAAAAUAUUUUUUUCUUUACGAACCUGAAACUAGACAACUGCUACAAGAAGAGGAACCCCCACGAAAUCGAGAACGAGCGAAUCUCCCUCAGUACUGUAUAUGUGCACACUCGUAUGGCCAAUGCAUAUUUCUACAAUUAUGAAUUGUCGAAUAAGAAGGGGGUGAUUGCUUUUUCUCGUUUCCACAAGUUAGAUUUUAGAACAUCUAUUGGGAGGCGCUCCCUUGUGGACCCUAGGGAGGAUGAGCAUUCAGAUUAUCAGGAAUUGCCUGAUUAUUCAGACCAAGGGGGGGGGUUGAAUCUGGGCGCACUCAAGUGGAAAUUCCUGAGGGUGACCAUGCGGAAGGGGUGCGUUUUGGGGGAUGCCUUUUUUGACUCACCUAGUAGAGAAUCGACGGAAGAGGUACCCAGUUUGGCAAACGUGGAAAGUGCGAUAGACGUGAUCAACGCGGCAAACGUGGAAAGUGCGGUAGAUGUGAUCAAGACGGAAAACGCAACCGACAGACAGACGGGCCCCAAGCUAAAAUUGAAGCUGAACGCGAAGAACAUACUCCCACCAAAGAAUCAAAGUCGCGUAGAGCACCAACUGGACCUCCUUGCAAAUAUACUUGUGGACCCAGAUUACAAAAUCAGUAGUGCCUACAAAAUUGAUAAAUGGCAAGUACAAAAUAUGUGUGAUAAAUUACCAAUGGUUCAGUAUGAUGAACAAACGAAGAAGGAGAACCCGUCCUUUUUCUUUUAUGACAACUCAUGUUUACAUCUGUCGGAUGACAGCCCGCUGGUAAUUUUUGAAUACAUAGAAAGGGAUCCUUUGGUCCUUCCCAAAAUUGGCAUGAACAGUAAAUUGAAACAUUAUUUUAUGUGUAGGAAUGAAGAGAAUCUCUACUCUCUUGAUUUUAAGAGGAGAAUGAAAAGGAACAUGGAACCCUUCGGGGAAAUGAAUGUUGUGAAUCAACCAAUUAGUUACUUUGGAGUCCCCGUUCGGACGAAAAAGGCAAGCCAGAAGCUCAGCUUCCUUGAGAAUGAGCUCUUCAAGGCAUUUCUGUUCACACCGCCCGUGUAUCGUGCGGGAGGAGGGGGAGGAUUGUCAGAGGGAGAAGACGGGUUAUCAGAAGAGGCACUAGCUGAUGAAGUAACUAACCGCAUGGACAACGAACCUACCGCUAAUAUGAUAACCGCACCAUUGGCAAACGAAGAAGAUAUACGGAAAUCUAAGGAGAACGGCAGGCAGGAAAACCUUUUCUACGAGACCGAUUUUCUCCUCAUAAGGAACACAUGCGCAGGUUCUGAGAGCAGAGUUUUUUUGAAGCCUCUUCAUGUGGAUGGCAAUUUGUACAAAGCGGUGGCUAAGGAGAAGGGAGAUGCAUCACAGGGAGAGGUGCUCCCGAUGAGCAGAUGUACCGAUGGUGGUUACAGCGAUUGGGGGGGUACGGAAGGAAGAAUUGCGGAGAAACCGCCUAUAGGGGAGGAGGUGAUCCAUUCAGAUGGGGUCCACAAGGGAGGUGAAGUAAUCCCCCAUGAUGAUGGAAACCAUGUCGACGAUGGCAACCAUGUCGACGGUGGCAACCAUGCCGACGAUGGCAACCAUGCGGACGAUGGAGACUCCCCCGUCGCGCCACCCCUGAACUGCGUAUUUUACAACGUGGGGUUCCUAGACCUGCACGUAGACAUAACAAAUCCGUCGUAUAAAAAGUACAUUACGGAAAAGAGGAACUAUGUGCGAACCUGGAUGAUGAAGUUAAUUCAAAAGUACAAACUUAAGGAUACAAGAAAAAUAAAAGAAAUGCUAAAGGCAAAAAUGUGCACCUUCAUUAAUGAGAAAGACAUGAGCGCAGUUGUUAAGUCCAUCGAUUUUAAUGUGCUCUUAAGUAAAAAUUAUCUGAACGAUGAACAACAGAAGAAUGUUUUUACGUUAAAAAAUGUAUGCACCAUUGAAUGUACCUACCACUAUCUGCAGUUGUUGAAAUACGAAGGAAUUGAUUUUCAUAAAAUGAUAGAGCAGGAAGACAAGCUAAAUAGACUCAUAUGUAUCCUCAAGAUAGAACGAGAGAGAGCAAAAAAAAAUAUUGAAAAUAUGAAAAGGAAAAUGAAAAUGAUUUACAAAAGAUACUGUUACAAGAAAGAAGCAAAGACAAUCAAUUUUCAUUUAAAAAAGAAACAAAUUAAUAUUAAGUUAAUAAAGAAUUACAAUUACGUUGGUUCAUAUUUUUACGACAAGCACAUGUUGAACUACUUACUCUACAUCAAGUACCUCAUUUCAUGCUCCCCUUGGAAUGUUCUGAAAGAUUUCAGUUGCGCACCAUCGCAAGGGGCGAAAGAGGGAGAUGAGGGUAUCGCGGGGCCAGGUGGAGAGGGGCUAGGAAGAGAUGGAAAGGAAGAUGAAGAGGUUAAGAAUGAAGGAGGAGGAGGAGGAAGAAGAAGAAGAAGGCGGAGAAGAAGGAAAGUCGAAAUGAACAUGAAGGAGAAGGAAGAAACAAGAAAAAAAAAAAAUAAAAUAAAGAAGAAGAGAAAGAGAAGAGGAGAAAAAAAUACGGACAUCACUAAGGAGGAUGCUCCUUCCGAGGUAGACUGGUGGGAAGGAGAUCACAGUGGAGGGGGAGGUGCCAAGGUAGAAAGUGCAAACGGCAGGGGAAGGAACAGAACCAGAUCCGUGGAGGAUCGCAGGUUCACGUCUGAUGAACCCACUAAAGAGGAGCUCUCUAGUGAUGAAGAAAAAUAUAGAAGCAAAACUAUAGACAAGAAAAGGAUUAAAUCUAGAAGAAGGGAGGAUCAGUCAGAAGACUCCACCGAAGAGGUGGAUGAUGAGGAAGAGGAGGAGGAGGAACACCUACAGAAGCGCUCGCGGCGACGACGCACAAGUGGAGGAAGAAGGGGAUCGCCUAAUGAAGACAACAAAAACGAUGAUCAGGAAAUAGAAAAGGAAACGAACGAUAAGAAAACCGACUCCGGGACAAAUAGAAAAAAAACGAGGAAGAAUUAUUCCUACACAGCCUACCUGUUUAAUCACGUUGUGUGUAACGAAGCUCUCACACAAAUGGGAGAAAGAUAUAAUGAUAAAUGCCACCCCCAACAGACGCAUGACCUGAGGGAGAACAACAAGUCUGCCACUUCCAAUUGGAGAGGAAAAAACAAGUUGUACUCACGAAACGGAAGUGCACAUAAGAGGGAAGUGGGGAGGAAGGAUAAGCAAGAUGAGAAGAGGGGCGAUAAACGAAUUGAAAAAAAAGGUACCCGUAUGUAUGGUGGAAAUAGUAAAGGUUAUGUUUUUCACGGAAAGGGAAAAUACAAUUUCAGUUACUUCCACACGAAGAAAAGGUUAACCAUGGAUAGGGAUGAUGCAGUCAAUUUGCGAAGGUUUAGAGGUACCCAGGGUUCACAUCGAGGAGGUAUAUAUGAAGAGGAAGUGGAGGAUAAUGCGGAUAAUGGCGUAGAGGAUGUAGAUGACGACAAAUCGGAAAUUUCAAAACGACACAACGAUCACCAUGAAGGGCACGCACCCGAUGUGGGGAGAACCAACCAAGUGAUACGUAGAAAGAGGCUGAUGGGUGGUGGAGUAACUAAAACGAACGAAGAGGCGGAGAAAAAAAGUACUAGAAGUGACAACACGUUGUGUAGCACCCGGGUCGUGGCGCACCUAACCUCUAGAGACAUAGCGAAGGCGCUCCUCUCCAUAGGAUUUAACAUGGCAGAGCUGAGAAAAAUGAGUAGAUGUGAUCAAAUAUGUAAGUUGAAGGCAUGCAUAAGGAACGGGAGAGUAAACUCCCAAAACAAGAUUAUCUAUACCUGCAUGGUGAAAAAAAUUAUAAUGGAACAAUUUAAACAUCUACAUGUGCCGGUUCAUUUGAAGAUAAGCAAUAACGUGUUAUACAUGAGUGAGAGGAAAGGAGUGGACGGAAGUGAUCACCCCGGUGGUUCACUCGAUCCUUCCUUCCAUGGUAAUCGAAGCAACCCCCUCGUAAGUCCGUCCAACAUUCUGCUACAAGGGGAGAAUCGCCACCCGAAGGAAGAUUACACAGAACUAUACAUGAAUAGUAAGAGGAAACCGGUUGAAAAGAACCGAAUUAAAUUGCUGAGGAGCUUCUUUCAACCUCCUUCCAGUGAUGUGGACGAGUCUGGCUCCUCCUUUUUCUUGUCGUCUUCCUCUUCAUCGGAAGUCGAGACGGAUAGCUCCUCAGAUUCCAGUUCAGACGAGAGUUCGCUCCUUCUUGGGGAGGGAACUCCAUUAGGGAGAAUCAAACAGAAGGAUAGAAGUGCACGUAUGGGAGGUAAGCAUAAGAGGAGAGGUCGCGGAUUAGACGAGGAAGAAUCAGAGGAAGAAGAAGAGAAGAAACACCUGGAAGUGAUCAGGGAAAUGCAGACGAAGAAGGACCAGCAAGAGGAUGACAAGGAUAAUUAUAAAAUGGUGCAUUGCUUAAAAUGGACGAGAGUAUACGUAAGUAGGAGCGACCACAGUGAUCCAGUUAGUAACCAUGGAAAUGCACAAUUCCAGAUGUAUGAUCACUCCAAGAGUGGUCCUUGUGGUGGCAUCCUCAACGGGGAGGAUGCCCUAAACCAGGAAGGUAACCCCUUACACACGUUUCCUCACCCGGGAAAGCCAAAAGAAGCAUUUGACCAUGGUAGAGGAGCAGACAAGAGAGACCAAACCAUGUUGAAGCACCCCAUGAAGGACAUGGACAAUCUUCUCCUGGACGAGAAAGCCAAAGUGGAUAGAGUGCACACUCUAUACAUAUAUGGAGAAAAAAAUAUCAACACCUUUCUUCGAUGGAAAAGCUUUAGAUCUGUUGUCAGAAAAUAUUUUACCCUCGUAAAUGCAAAUUAUAUGAAUGAACAAGCCAUGGGGGAGGAAGGAACCAUGAGAGGCAAGACCACCCAGAGAGACAAUGCACCCGGGAAUAGAGACUCGCAUCCACAUGAUGAGGAUGAUGCAGACGAAAGUGUUGGAAAGGAAAAUCUAUUCUCCAAUAAAGUGAAGAAAAAAAGGCAUAGAAGACGCAGGAGAGGAAUAGAUCUUGAAGGGGAAGAAGGAGGGAUGAUGACAGCCUCCAUGUAUGCAGCCCCCACGUUCAAAAACGUUCUUCGGAUCUUCCCGACCGUUGGAGGAGAGUUAAAAACGUGGCAUUCCGGAAAGAAGCAGACAAAUAAAAAUGACAUCAAGCAAGAGAAAAAAAAAAAAAAAAGGGACAAACUUAACAACCAGAGUAAGAUCAAAGGAAAGGAAAGGAAGAAACGAAGAAGGGGAGAAUUCUAUGUUGAUGUGAACACCAGCGUGGGCAAGCUCAUGGGAAGGAAGUACGUCAAUACGAACUAUUCAGUCAAUAUUAAGAUGAAUAAAUCGAUACAUAAAUCUGCGUCUAUGGCGGCAUCGAGACGUAGGAGGUUGUAUCCUCUGGCGACUGAUCAGGUUGCCCAGAUGGCUAUGGAAAAAAGAGGAAAGAGGACGAGACGCACAACCGCCACUCCUGUUGCUUUGAGUGGUAAACUCCAAAAAUCCAGGAGGGGAUUCUCCAGCGAUGUUACAAAUGAAGAAGACCAAACAGGGGAAGAGACAGCGGGUGAGGAGGAACUGGUUGAACCGGACGGAACGGAUGAAUGGGACGAGGCCGCAGCGGAGGAAGAGGGAGCUGCUGAUGAUGAUUCAGUUGCGGAAUAUGCCCCGGUCGAGACCAACGAAGCAAGCAGACGAAGGCAAUUGCGGAGCCAGGUAGCCAGAAGCAACAGCUCCGUAACACAUUCCUUGAAAGAUGAAGAGGAUGAUUCCCAUCGAACAGGUAAAAAUAGAAAGAGGGGAAGAGAAGAAAUAGAAAAAGGAAACGAUAGGAAGACCAAAAGGGGAGACCGCAGUGACGGGGGAAAUAUGAGAGAACAGUCGAAAGAUCUGGAAGAGCAAGACUUCCCGUCCAAUUUGGCUGAGACAACUGAGAAGGGAAUCAGAAGAAAUACGAACAUACUACUAGAUAGCAGUGCAAACCAAAGGAACGAAUCGAAUGAAAAAACUGGUAUAGAAAGUGCAAGGAAAAAAAUGAAAAAAGGGAAUACAUACAACAAUAUAAAGGAAGUUAUCGAAAGGUUUAAUGAGCUUCUCAUGUCGAUCAUGUCGAGUAUCGCAGAAGUGAUGAACUACAAAGCCUUCCUCAACGAAGUGAAUGAAACUUACGCUCCCCUGUAUUACACAAUUAUUAAAAAACCCAUGUAUAUAAAUAAAAUAAUUUUCCGGUGCAAAAAAAGGAAGUACAACAGUUUAAAUGUUUUCUUCGACGACGUGAAUCUCAUCGUAAGCAACUGCAAACUGUAUAACACCCCGACGUCGGUCAGUGCCUACCUCUGUGUCAUCGUGGAUAACAUGCUUCUCGACAUCGUUAAUAAAGUAAGGUCUGAUGAAAACCUACAGAACUACAAUAAUAUCCUCAUCGAGCACUUUUACAAAAACAAAAGUUUGAGUAACACAUGGGAGAACCUCAACAUGGACAUGGGCGGGGGGAGAGAUCAAAACAGCGCAGGGGGCUUAACCCUUGCGAACAACACCGCGCCAUCCCUAAAUAUGUAUUCCGAGAUGAACUCGAAGAAUGCGCCUGCAGGGGAGGGCAAGUAA
Plasmodium knowlesi strain H is the source of this 10287-nucleotide messenger RNA. Its product is annotated as bromodomain protein, putative. The coding region runs from base 1 to 10287 and encodes 3428 amino acids. Gene Ontology annotation, molecular function: protein binding. The record is from RefSeq and is a predicted model, not a curated record. Gene Ontology annotation, biological process: chromatin remodeling. NCBI's taxonomy places the organism in Eukaryota, Apicomplexa, Aconoidasida, Haemosporida, Plasmodiidae. The transcript has a single exon.